Messenger RNA from Rhododendron vialii, 1247 nucleotides. Its product is annotated as protein SAR DEFICIENT 4. The record is from RefSeq and is a predicted model, not a curated record. Gene Ontology annotation, cellular component: cytoplasm. The transcript is spliced from 2 exons. NCBI's taxonomy places the organism in Eukaryota, Viridiplantae, Streptophyta, Magnoliopsida, Ericales, Ericaceae. Bases 138 to 1121 code for a protein of 327 amino acids.
UUGGAGUCUUUUUUUUUUUUUUUUUUUAUAGGCUUGGGAGUCCGUCAAGUCAAUUUGGUCAUCACCAAAAUUGCCUCCUCGAUUCCACCUUCAUCACUCUCAUCUCCAUAACCACAUCCACCUCCAAAAUCUCAUCAAUGGCCGCCGCCGCUGCUCCGCCCAUCUUCAUCGACGCCUCCACUCUCCGCUCACUUCUAACCCCCGGAACCCUAAUCCACCACCUCCAAACCUCCCUCCCCACCGCCUCCACCGCCACCCACUCCCCUCUCCGCCACCACCACCAAACCUCCCCCACCGCCUCCCUCCUCCUCAUGCCCUCCUGGUCCCUCUCCCCUUCCCUUCCUUACACCGGCGUCAAACUCGUCACCCACCACCCCCUCAACACCUCCUCCCUCCCCUCCAUACACGCCAGUUACGUCCUCUUCCACUCCCUCACAGGCCAAACCCUGGCCACCCUCGACGGCACCGAGCUCACCCUCCACCGCACCGCCUCCGUCUCCGCCCUCGCCUCCCUCUACCUCUCCCACCCUAACUCCCAAACCCUCCUCAUGGUCGGUGCAGGUGCACUGGCACCCCACCUGAUCAAAGCCCACCUCACGGUUCGCCCCAGUUUAAACCGCAUCAUAAUCUGGAACCGGAAUUUCGACAAGGCCAAAGCCCUAGUCGAUAACUUGAAAACUGAGGCAGAGUUUACAACAACUAGGGUUUGUUUCGAGAGUAGUAAGGAGUUGGAGGCAGCGGUGGGGGUUGCAGAUAUAAUCAGCUGCGCGACAAAUUCGGAGGUGCCGCUGGUGAUGGGGGCAGGGAUGAAGGCCGGUGCCCACUUGGACCUGGUGGGGUCGUUCAAGGAGUCGAUGAGGGAGUGCGACGACGAGGCGAUGAGAAGGGGGAGGGUGUUUGUGGACCACAAAGCGGCGGUGGAGGAGGCAGGAGAGCUGGUGGGGGCGUUUAAGAGAGGGGUGAUUGGGAGGAGUGACGUGGUUGGGGACUUGGUGGAAUUGGUUAAGGGGGAGAAAGUUGGGCGGAGGGAUGAGGAGGAGGUCACAGUGUUUAAGUCGGUUGGAUCCGCAGUCGUGGAUCUUGUGAGUGCUCAAUUGGUGUAUGAGACUUUCAUCAAGUGAGUGAAAAUCUAUGACACGCCAUUUGUAUUGUGUAUGAGGGCCAAACCAUGAUUUGUUCAAAUACCUAAGCUAUAAGUGUAGAAUUUGGUUGAGUUUAGCAAUAAUAAAAUGGCAUAAAUUUGAUUA